Molecule: messenger RNA, 679 nt
Organism: Drosophila miranda
Lineage: Eukaryota; Metazoa; Arthropoda; Insecta; Diptera; Drosophilidae
Product: kinesin-like protein Klp61F
Exons: 2
Coding region: 23-538 (171 amino acids)
Source: RefSeq, a predicted model, not a curated record
GGCGGAGGAGACCUACGGGGAGAUGACCAUGAAAAUGGACUCGCAGAAUCGAGAGCUCAACGAGAAGAUGUUGCUGCUGAAGGCCCUCAAAGAUGAGCUGCAGUCGAAGGAGAAGACCUUCAACGAGGUGAGCCUGAGUCUCGUGGAGAAGACCCAGGAGCUGAAGAAAACGGAGCAGCACCUAACCGACACCAAGGGGAGUCUACUGCUGACAAAGAAGGUCCUCACGAAGACCAAGCGCCGCUACAAGGAGAAGAAACAGCUGGUGGCCUCGCACAUGAAAACGGAGGAGACGCUCACGACGCAGGCGCACAAAAUCCUGACCGUGGCAGAUCUGGCCACCAAUGAAACGAAGCAGCUUCAUGGCACCAUCGAACGGCGAAGGUGCCUGCAUCAGUUCAAGGAUCGCAUGCAGGACAAUCUGGAGGUGAUUGGCGGCAGCCUGAGUCUCUAUUUGGAGCAGCAGGCGGCCUCCAAGCAGCAUCUGAGCCAGGAAUUGGUACCCGUCUGUCCGUACGCGAACACCGUGCAAUUGUAGCCGCUUAGCACCUCUUCGAUCAGGGGCGACACCACCACCGCAUAGACAUCGCAUUGCUUGGACUCGGGGCCGAAGCUCCGAUCAAACGUAAACUUCUUCGUCAACUUCGAGUCGAGGGUGUGGCGUGAGGAUCUCGCGUGG